Paramecium pentaurelia is the source of this 491-nucleotide messenger RNA. Lineage: Eukaryota; Ciliophora; Oligohymenophorea; Peniculida; Parameciidae. The record is from the annotation of a GenBank genome assembly.
CAAUGAUGAGAAGUAUAUCUAAUUCAACAAUUGACUCAUUGGAUUCAUUAGCCAAUGUUGAAUUUAUACCUUCUGGAAAGUUGAAUUCAAAUACUUAUGAAGCUAAUACCUAUAUCACUAAUUGUUAACAUAGUGAAGAAGAAUGUUAUGGAAACAUGAUUUUAGCAUGUGGUCUAUAAAUUCAAUAAGAUUAGGUUUCUAGUACUAAAUUUGUGAGAUGUUUCUUUAAAGAAGCUUAUAAAUAAAAUUUUCAAGAAUAAAUAGAGAAAUGUUUAGAGAAUACUUAAUAAAAGUUGCAGGUUAAGGCAUGUGCUAAUGGUCCAUAAGGAAUUGAACUUUUAUAUGCAAAUAGAUUGAGAACUCCAAAUUUGAGUUAUGUUCCAUCUAUUGCAAUAAAUGGAUAGAUUUAAAAGUUGAAAGAUGAUUUUGGAAAAGUACUUUGUUCUUUAAGUGAUGCAUAAGCUAUAUGUAAAGAUAUUAAAUGGGUUUGA